Molecule: messenger RNA, 3340 nt
Organism: Lycium barbarum (goji berry)
Lineage: Eukaryota; Viridiplantae; Streptophyta; Magnoliopsida; Solanales; Solanaceae
Product: COP9 signalosome complex subunit 2-like
Exons: 12
Coding region: 1761-3062 (433 amino acids)
Biological process (GO): protein deneddylation
Cellular component (GO): COP9 signalosome
Source: RefSeq, a predicted model, not a curated record
UAUAUAAAAAAAAAGAUGACAAUUUGAGACAUGGGGUUUGGUUUUUUAUGUAUAUACUUCUAUUAAUUGUAUUUGUUAGAUGCUGAUAUGGAGGAUUAUGGAUAUUCCCAAGUUUAUGCUAAAUUUGAUCAGGAUUUGUAUGAAAUAGUUUUUGGUGUAUAUUUACAUUAAAAAGAUGACAAUUUAAGACAUGGGGUUUGGUUCUUUAUGUAUAUACUUCUAUUAAUUGUAUUUGUUAGAUGCUGAUAUGGAGGAUUAUGGAUAUUCCCAAGUUUAUGCUAAAUUUGAUCAGGAUUUGUAUGAAAUAGUUUUUGGUGUAUAUUUACAUUAAAAAGAUGACAAUUUAAGACAUGGGGUUUGGUUCUUUAUGUAUAUACUUCUAUUAAUUGUAUUUGUUAGAUGCUGAUAUGGAGGAUUAUGGAUAUUCCCAAGUUUAUGCUAAAUUUGAUCAGGAUUUUUAUGAAAUAAUGUUUUUGGUGUAUAUAUACAAUAAAAAGAUGAAAAUUUGACACAUGGGUUUUGUUUCUUUAUGUAUAUACUUCUAUUAAUUGUAUUUGUUAGAUGCUGAUAUGGAGGAUUAUGGAUAUUCCCAAGUUUCUGCUAAAUUUGAUCAGGAUUUUUAUGAAAUAGUAAUGUUUUUGGUGUAUACAUACAAUAAAAAGAUGAAAAUUUGACACAUGGGUUUUGGUUCUUUAUGUAUAUUAUUUGUAUUUGUUAGAUGCUGAUAUGGAGGAUUAUGGAUAUUCCCAAGUUUAUGAUAAAUUUGAUCAGGAUUUUUAUGAAAUAGUAAUGUUUUUGGUUUAUACAUACAAUAAAAAGAUGACAAUUUGAGACAUGGGUUUUGGUUCUUUAUGUAUAUACUUCUAUUAAUUGUAUUUGUUAGAUGCUGAUAUGGAGGAUUAUGGAUAUUCCCAAGUUUCUGCUAAAUUUGAUCAGGAUUUUUAUGAAAUAGUAAUGUUUUUGGUGUAUACAUACAAUAAAAAGAUGAAAAUUUGACACAUGGGUUUUGGUUCUUUAUGUAUAUUAUUUGUAUUUGUUAGAUGCUGAUAUGGAGGAUUAUGGAUAUUCCCAAGUUUAUGAUAAAUUUGAUCAGGAUUUUUAUGAAAUAGUAAUGUUUUUGGUUUAUACAUACAAUAAAAAGAUGACAAUUUGAGACAUGGGUUUUGGUUCUUUAUGUAUAUACUUCUAUUAAUUGUAUUUGUUAGAUGCUGAUAUGGAGGAUUAUGGAUAUUCCCAAGUUUCUGCUAAAUUUGAUCAGGAUUUUUAUGAAAUAGUAAUGUUUUUGGUGUAUACAUACAAUAAAAAGAUGAAAAUUUGACACAUGGGUUUUGGUUCUUUAUGUAUAUACUUCUAUUAAUUGUAUUUGUUAGAUGCUGAUAUGGAGGAUUAUGGAUAUUCCCAAGUUUCUGCUAAAUUUGAUCAGGAUUUUUAUGAAAUAGUAAUGUUUUUGGUGUAUACAUACAAUAAAAAGAUGAAAAUUUGACACAUGGGUUUUGGUUCUUUAUGUAUAUUAUUUGUAUUUGUUAGAUGCUGAUAUGGAGGAUUAUGGAUACUCCCAAGUUUCAGCUAAAUUUGAUCAGGAUUUUUAUGAAAUAGUAAUGUUUUUGGUGUAUACAUACAAUAAAAAGAUGAAAAUUUGACACAUGGGUUUUGGUUCUUUAUGUAUAUUAUUUGUAUUUGUUAGAUGCUGAUAUGGAGGAUUAUGGAUACUCCCAAGUUUCAGCUAAAUUUGAUCAGGAUUUUUAUGAAAUAAUGCUGAUAUGGAGGAUUAUGGAUUUGAGUAUUCGGAUGAGGAGCCGGAAGAGCAGGAUGUUGACAUUGAGAAUCAGUAUUACAAUUCAAAAGGUUUGGUUGAGACGGAUCCGGAGGGUGCGCUUGAGGGAUUUGCCGAGGUGGUACGUAUGGAACCUGAGAAGGCAGAAUGGGGUUUUAAAGCUCUUAAGCAGACAGUCAAAAUUCAUUAUCGUGUAGGGAGGUAUAAGGAGAUGAUGGACGCUUACAGGGAAAUGCUUACUUAUAUUAAAUCAGCAGUAACACGAAAUUACAGCGAGAAGUGUAUAAACAACAUCAUGGAUUUUGUAUCUGGCUCCGCUGGUCAGAACUUUGGGUUGUUGCGGGAGUUCUACGAAACCACACUGAAAGCCCUUGAAGAGGCUAAAAAUGAAAGGUUGUGGUUUAAGACAAAUCUUAAGCUUUGCAAUAUCUGGUUUGACUUGGGAGAGUAUGGUAAAAUGAACAAGAUUUUGAAGGAGCUUCACAGGUCUUGUCAAAAACCUGAUGGCACUGAUGAUCAAAAGAAAGGGACUCAGCUCCUGGAGGUUUAUGCUAUUGAAAUUCAAAUGUACACUGAGACAAAGAAUAACAAAAAGCUGAAGGAAUUGUAUGGGAAGGCUCUUACAAUCAAAUCAGCUAUCCCCCAUCCUAGAAUAAUGGGAAUAAUUCGUGAGUGCGGUGGGAAAAUGCAUAUGGCACAAAGACAGUGGGCAGAGGCAGCUACUGACUUUUUUGAAGCUUUUAAGAACUAUGAUGAAGCUGGUAAUCACCGGCGCAUCCAGUGCCUGAAAUACUUAGUACUGGCCAACAUGCUUAUGGAAUCACAAGUGAAUCCAUUUGAUGGGCAGGAGGCAAAACCGUACAAAAAUGACCCAGAGAUCUUGGCCAUGACAAAUUUGAUUGCUGCAUAUCAACGAAAUGAGAUAUUGGAAUUUGAGAAAAUCCUUAAGAGCAAUAGAAGAACUAUCAUGGAUGAUCCAUUCAUUAGAAAUUAUAUAGAGGACUUGUUGAAGAAUAUAAGGACUCAAGUGUUGCUGAAACUCAUUAAACCAUAUACACGGAUCAGGAUUCCUUUCAUAUCGAAGGAGCUCAACGUACCAGAAGAUGAUGUCGAAACGUUAUUGGUGUCGUUGAUAUUGGAUAACCGGAUACAAGGUCAUAUCGACCAAGUAAACAAAUUGUUGGAGCAUAGCGACAGGUCAAAGGGGAUGAAGAAGUAUACAGCUAUAGAUAAAUGGAACAAACAAUUUCACUCUCUUUAUCAAACCAUUAGCGAUAGAGUGGGCUAAAAUCUGAGUUCCAUUGAAGUAAGAGUAGUGUUUUUUUGUUGCUAGCAAUGCAUGAUUAGCAGCAAGUUACAAAUAGAAAGAAGGACAAGAAGAAAGAGUACUAAUUUUCUCCUGUCUAUUUAUGUUUUCGACUUUACAAAUUUAGCUCUUUGUAUUUCCAUCCUCCUAUUCAAUUUUUAGGUUGAACUCAGAGAAAUUUUAAGAAUAAUGAGUACUUGCUUUGAUGCCAUCUUUUCCAAGUUGUGAGAUGAGCUUAUAGAAAUUGAUUUUUUUGCCAA